AUGGAACAGGCUGUCAACGGCCUCGUUGUGAAUGGCACAUCCUCGCACCUCCCUCCACCCUUCCAAAACGGCGACCUCGCACCGCAUGAACCUUCCCCGGAAGAACUCGAGAAGGAGCUCCCAGUCGUGACGGAUGGCCAGAUUCCCCUCGGAGAACUCACAUCCAGACUGGUGCAGGCGAUGUAUGCUGAGCUGACAGAGUUCGCCGAAACCAUGCCCACUAUGUCCGACGCCGCGCGCAAACGCUCCCUGGCCGACUGGGUAGUCAAGUUCAAACGACAAGUUGUGAAACUCUAUGCUAUUGCGAAAUGGUCUCGCGACGCGAGCGUGGUCCAGAAGGCCAUGGUGCACAUCUUUGCUGCUGCGUGGCUUGGUACCCCCAACAUCACGGCGUUUCUUAUGGACCAAAACGGCCAGUUUGAGGAAGCAAUCAUGGGCCUGAAAUAUGGCAAGGAGAGCUUGGACCCUGCACGAUUACGAAAUCACGACCUAUUGACGUCUCUGGACGUCCUCACCACUGGCACCUACCGUCGACUACCAUCAUGUAUCAAGGAGCUUAUUAUUCCCCCUGUACCAUUAACUGACGAAGAAGUGGCGAAGACCUUGGCGGAUAUCGAGGAUGCUAUGCGAUAUCGACUUCGGACAUCCGAGAUUGUUCCAUGGGAGUUGUCCCAAUAUCGAAUAGCGGAGGGACGUGUCUGGUUCACCGCUCCAAAACUGUUCGAGGCGUCCCUCUGCUUGCAGGGAGCGGGCAAGACCGACGGGUGGUUUUUCGUCAACGUUACGUUCCUUUUUAAGUCCGCAGACUUUCCCCGCACGCCGACGGGGGUCUUGAAGCGCAAUAUCACCGAUGAGGCAGACGCCCGAUUAGCGUUCUAUUUACCCCCCGACGCGCCGCCUCCUCCUGGGGUGGAGGCUCCAACACGACCGGAAUUGCCAGAAGGGGUGGUGGAUGCACCCCUUGUGCGCGUGUUCAACUUCCUGCAAAUGAUGUCUCUCUCUUACCAGCUUGAGAUCUUGUGGUAUCAGGCUGAGCACAUGCGCUCUCUCGGCUGGGCAGACUACCUGAAGGUAGAAAUGACCAACAGUCGGCAGAAGAUGGUCGUCUCGUACUGGCUAUGGAAGCCGCUUCCCGGCCAGCAGGCCUCCUCACAAGCACGAAAUCGAACGCCGCAAUUAGGCGGCAAAUUGAGUAUAUCCAUCAUACGAGUCAAGGAGAAGACGGGGCGGCAGGCGAUGCGCUCACCAAAAGCGCGUGUGUUGGCGGAGCUGCAGGAGCGCUCGAAGCUGGAGCGCGCACGUCCCUCGGACGAGGUUGAGCACCUGCGAUUCGACGUACAGUGGGAGCCCGCGCAAGGCACGCUCGGUGUGAACAUUGGCCCAGAGGACGCGUACAUUCCUCCAGAACAACUAGCAAUCGUGCGUUUUUCCCAUUUGCGCUUCGACAUUAGGGCUGAGCUGUGGCCGCAGGACCCUAAUGAUCUUGACUUCGAGAGCCUGCUCCGCAGAGUCAUCCGACGACAUACGGAGGGCAUCAUGAAGCACUUCCAACGGGAAUUGAUGGAAAACGUUCACACACGCAACGUCUUCUCUGCCCCCGGCGAAGUCACCUUCGUCACCAACGAGGGGGCGCCCUCUUUGCGCGUGCACCUGUGCGCAGACGAGGUGGUCAUCGUGACGGUCGACCCCAGAACGGGACGUCUUACUCUUUGCGACACCGGUGAUCUCGCAGCGGCGGGCCGUGGACCUCGCUUUGCUGCGAUAUCGGACAGGCUCAACGACUCGCCACAGAGAUUGCCCGAAGCCUUGAUUCGGCUGCGCCUCAGCACUAUCACGGACCUCGCAGAGCAGAAGGUGCAGUACGUCGGUCUGCAGAGCUUCCGGGAACGCAAUUUCCUGCCCGAGGAAAUCGCGAAGCUGGGCCCCGACGCGCGAGGGAAGCUGUACAUCCAGCUCGCGAACUUCACCAGCCACUACCUCGUCCUGGUCAUCACGGACAACGACUACCGCUAUGCACUGAUCAACGUCAAGGUCCAACGCGACACGAUGUACAACAACCUGAUUAUGGAGGAUAUCGGAUGGCUCGACAUUCACCGCUUGCAUACCGGCGACAUGGUGGUGGAGCCUGGACACGGGCCGGAACCUGUUGUGGGGCAGAAGCGGAAACGGGAUGACCGAGCCGACGCUGUCCCCACCGCACCUGCGGAGCAGAACCCUACCAGCUUCCGAUUGGAGACCAAGGUAUUGCGAGAGCUCUACGCGUACUGCUGCGCACGUGUGGCGUACACCAAGGUCGAGCAGCAGUUCAAGCUGCGGCAGAUUCCAUAUACACACGUCAACUCGACCGCAAGCAUCGGUGCUCUCGACGCCGCGCACAUCCAGUCAUCACUCGCGCGCUCCAUUCCCGCGCUCUGUGUGCUCUCUCGCGACAUCCUAUCGGGCGCGCCCGCUGAGGAGGCGGCGAUGCCGAAUAUCCGCGUCAUCCCGCUCAACUGGUGGUCAAACGACCAGGCGAAGGUGGUCACCUGCGUGAAGCUCAAGUACGUGCAGCAGCCGAUCGGGAAGCGUGCAAGCGGGACGUCGGUCAUCCGUCCCUCGAAGCGGAUUGUGUACGACACGCGCGAGGCGAUCGUGUCCUUCUUGUCGGACGACGUGGAUAAGUGCGUCGACGAGUUCCUCGAGGAGUGGGCACGCGUGUCAAAGAUGGUCGUCAUCGCCCGCGAAGUUGCCCAAAUGUCGACGAAGCAUCUAUGGACAGACGUCCGGCUGCUCUCGUUCGACCUACAGACUGUCGAGUUCGCAUACGCGGCAGACUACACGCUCUCGCUCACCUGCACGGACCAGCUCAGCUCCACCGGCGGGUCGUACCACCUCCGCUUUGGGCGCGUCGAGCGCGACGACGACAUGGAGGUCGACGGCGAGUCGCUCCCGGCGACGCACAACCCGCAUGAGGACGUCGAGCCGUACAUGCGUAACUUGCUGCGGCACGGCCCGCUCACAAGCACGUUGCAUCGGCUGGUCAGUCUCUUGCGCGAGACGCUCCCGAUUGUCGCGGAGCUCGAGGAGAUCCGCGCAGCGGCGGCGCGUAGCGGGGCAGUUGUGGACACGUUCGCGAAGUCCGCGGGGUGGUUCCGGAUCCUGUAUGGAGACCUCAGGUUGGGCGUUUGGUGCAGGCACGCACUGGACUUCAGGUUAAUGGCGGGCGCGCGGGUCGUCAUCCUCGAUGGCUCGCACUCGCUGUUCGACGACAGCGCCGACGGACACACGCUCCGCCGCCUCUCCGGCCCCUCCAAGGCGUUCGCGUCGCGCGACCGGGAACCAACUGCCGCGCUACAGCCAAUUCCAAACUUCCGCGGGCUGGUGCAGGACGCGAUCAAGGGCGCGGUCGCACGAGGCGUGGCGGGGCAGUUUGCACCGAUCGACAUUGGGGUGAUAUGCGAUGUGUCUGCGGUGCGGGUCGUGGGGCGGUUGUUGUACGAGCGGGUGCUGGAGAAGCUGGCCGCACAGGCGAGGCCCCAGCCAUAG
This is a messenger RNA of Trametes versicolor FP-101664 SS1, 3525 nucleotides long. Its product is annotated as MED14-domain-containing protein. Gene Ontology annotation, cellular component: core mediator complex; mediator complex. The transcript is spliced from 16 exons. Gene Ontology annotation, molecular function: transcription coregulator activity. Gene Ontology annotation, biological process: regulation of transcription by RNA polymerase II. The record is from RefSeq and is a predicted model, not a curated record. Lineage: Eukaryota; Fungi; Basidiomycota; Agaricomycetes; Polyporales; Polyporaceae. Bases 1 to 3525 code for a protein of 1174 amino acids.